AUGUCGGGCGCGGCUAGCAUCGGGCUGGACCUGGGCGCAGGCAAGUGCUGUGUUGCCAGCGUGCGCGCUGGAGCGGUGACGGUGUUGCCAAACGCUCACGGCGACAAGACCACUCCGAGUUUUGUUGCCUUCACCGACUCCCGCAGCCUCGUGGGCAGCGAUGCCAGGGACCAGGCGACGCUCAACCCAGAGAACACUUUUUAUGGCAUUAAGACCAUCCUCGGCAGCAACUUCAACAUGCCUCCGCAAGGAAAGUCGCACUAUUUCAAUGUUGAUAACCAAAAUCCACAGUCAAUACGUCCAUUGGAUGAAGAGGACCUAACCGUACUUCCAUACUUUCCCGUAUUUUCCACAACCGAGGAUGGCUCACCCGUCUUUGAAGUUGCGUACAGGAAAGAGAACGUGAAGCUGCGCCCUGAACAAAUAACGGCUUUGCUAAUCGACAAGAUGAAGUCUGAAGCAGAAGAUCACUUAGGAAGCGAAGUUAAAAGCUCAGUCAUUUCUGUGCCCGUAAAUUUCAGCAACGCGCAGCGACAAGCCACUCUUGAUGCGGCCCGCAUUGCCGGCCUUAAGGACGUCACGCUGAUCAACUCGACCACCGCUGCCGCCAUCGCCUAUUGGGAUCAUCACCCCAGAGAUAAUGACUGCAUCGCUGUCGUCGAUUUCGGUGCAGGUUCUCUGAGUCUCGCAGUGGUCUCCAUUGAUCACAAAGUAGUUAAAGUUCAGGAAGCAUUUGGAUGCUCCACU
This is a messenger RNA of Hyalella azteca, 747 nucleotides long. Its product is annotated as putative heat shock 70 kDa protein 7. The transcript has a single exon. NCBI's taxonomy places the organism in Eukaryota, Metazoa, Arthropoda, Malacostraca, Amphipoda, Hyalellidae. The annotation marks the transcript as partial. Gene Ontology annotation, molecular function: ATP binding; ATP-dependent protein folding chaperone. The record is from RefSeq and is a predicted model, not a curated record.